AUGGCGGAGCUUUAUUCGGAUCAGUUGAAAAUCCCUAAAACUGACCAUACGCUUUGGAGGUUGCGUUGUAGUGCAUUGGGCAGUGAACGAUGGGAGUACAUCACUGCAGAAGCAGCUAAGUCGGACCAACAAUCGCCAUAUGAGAAACAUCUUUUAGAAAGUCCCGGUUUUUUGGGCCCCAAGCCUCUGUCCAAGGGGAAACAAAAUACGGAGGAAUUGAGUGCUUUUGACGCUGCAUUACAAGGCGCUCGCUAUUUUUCUUUACUACAGGAUCCAGAUUCAGGGAUUUUCCCAUGCCAGUACAAGGGCCCAAUGUUUCUGACUAUAGGUUAUGUUGGAGUCUUGUACUGCGCUGGCAUUGCAGUGCCCGAGCCUGUUCGUAUCGAACUGGUGCGAUUCUUAGUGAACUCCGCGCAUCCUGUAGAUGGAGGAUGGGGACUCCACGAGGUAGAUAAAUCUACCGCUUUUGGCACAGCCAUCAAUUAUACGCUACUGAGACUUUUAGGACUUCCUGCCAGCCAUACCGUGUGUCAAAGAGCACGCCGGACGCUUCAUCGACUUGGUGGUGCCAUUGGUGUUCCGCACUGGGGUAAGUGUUGGCUCUCAAUCUUGAGUUUGUACAAGUGGGAGGGAGUAAAUCCAGCCCCACCUGAACUUUGGCUACUGCCUUAUGCGCUACCUAUCCAUCCUGGUAGAUGGUGGGUUCAUACCAGAGCCGUAUAUCAGGCGCUUGGUUAUCUAUCUGCCAUCAAGUAUUCAUGCACGCUAACUCCACUGCUCACGGAGAUCAGAGCGGAGCUUUAUCGUCAAGAUUUCGAAACUAUAGAUUUUAGCAAACACAGGAACACGGUGUGCAAUGUUGAUCUUUAUUACCCCCAUACUCGGUUUCUGAAUGCCGCCAAUACAGCACUGACAUUUUACGAAAGGUAUUUGAGACCAAACUGGCUUUUGAAAUACAGUACCGCGAAGACUUAUGAACUAAUCAAAAAAGAAAUACAAAACACCGAUUACCUGUGCAUAGCUCCUGUCAGUAUGGCCUUUUGUGCUCUUGUAGCAUUGAUAGAGGAGGGUCGCGAUUCAUAUCAGUUCCAACGUUUUGUUGAUGGAUUUAACGAGGUUUUAUUUAUGGGCCCAAAAGGAAUUACGGUCAUGGGUACAAAUGGUGCUCAAACUUGGGACUGUGCCUUUGCCAUCCAAUACUACUUUAUUGCAGGUCUGGCAGAGAGACCUGAGUUUAAGUCAACUAUCGAAAAUGCCUAUAAGUUUCUUUGUCGUAGUCAAUUCGAUACUGAGUGCGCUCCUGGAAGCUUCCGUGACAAAAGGAUAGGUGGGUGGCCAUUCUCCACGAAGACGCAAGGUUACACAGUGUCUGAUUGUACAGCAGAGGCUCUCAAAGCAAUCAUAAUGGUCAAGAAUUCUUCAGCUUACUCUCAUAUAAAAUACGAGAUAUCCGAUAAGAGGCUAGAAAACUCCAUCGAUGUCCUUCUGUCGCUCCAAAAUGUGGAUGCGUUCGAAUAUGGUUCCUUUGCAACCUACGAAAAGAUAAGAGCAACAACGGCAAUGGAAAAACUGAAUCCAGCUGAGGUGUUCGGUAACAUUAUGGUAGAAUUUCCUUACGUGGAGUGUACCGAUUCUUCCAUUUUGGGGCUCACCUACUACACUAAAUACUACUCCUAUCGUAAACAAGAAAUUCAGAAGGCUAUCGAAAUUGCUAUAAAAUACAUCAAGAGAGCUCAAAGGCCAGAUGGUAGCUGGUAUGGAUCUUGGGGUAUUUGCUUUACAUACGCUGGUAUGUUUGCUUUAGAAGCUUUCAGUACAGUUGGAGAAUCUUAUUCAAAUUCGGAGUAUGUUAGAAAAGCAUGCGGAUUCUUGGUCUCCAAACAGAGACCCGACGGUGGCUGGAGUGAGUCUAUGAAGUCGUCAGAACUCCAUUCAUAUGUGGAAGAUAAUCAUUCUCUAGUGGUUCAAACGUCUUGGGCGUUGAUCGGUUUGUUGCUCGCGGAAUUUCCGGAGAAAACUGUCAUCAAGAAAGGUGUUGAUUUUUUGAAGCAGAGACAAAAAGCUAAUGGAAAAUGGGAUUUUGAAGCACCAGAGGGCGUUUUCAACCAUUCCUGCGCAAUCGAAUACGCCAGCUAUCGAUUUCUUUUUCCUAUCAAAGCAUUAGGGCUAUAUGCCAUGAAAUACGAAAAAUAA
This is a messenger RNA of Lachancea dasiensis, 2193 nucleotides long. The record is from the annotation of a GenBank genome assembly. NCBI's taxonomy places the organism in Eukaryota, Fungi, Ascomycota, Saccharomycetes, Saccharomycetales, Saccharomycetaceae.